AUGGUGUUAAGUUUUGAAAAUGAAUUUCGUCUUUCAACUGUCGCUUUACGAUUUAAUGGUAUCCAUCCAGAUUCACAUCGUGAUAAAAGAUGGUUCAUUCAGUUCAUCUUUUUUAAUUCAUUUGCAAUUUACGCAACCAUUGUCUAUGUCGGUUUCGAUCCUUUGAUAUCAAUAUUUGUGCUACAAAUUUGUGGUCAAUUGGAUAUUUUGAGCUAUCAAUUGUUGGCAUUAAAUGAAGUGACCGAACAAAAUGAAAUUAUAAAAAAAUUAAAAACUAUCAACAUUAAAUUGCAAGAUUUGUAUAGGUAA
This is a messenger RNA of Papilio machaon (common yellow swallowtail), 309 nucleotides long. RefSeq lists its product as uncharacterized. The transcript is spliced from 2 exons. Bases 1 to 309 code for a protein of 102 amino acids. NCBI's taxonomy places the organism in Eukaryota, Metazoa, Arthropoda, Insecta, Lepidoptera, Papilionidae. The record is from RefSeq and is a predicted model, not a curated record.